Messenger RNA from Sungouiella intermedia, 2310 nucleotides. NCBI's taxonomy places the organism in Eukaryota, Fungi, Ascomycota, Pichiomycetes, Serinales, Metschnikowiaceae. The record is from the annotation of a GenBank genome assembly.
AUGGAGACUCUAAACACAAAGGUAUCCACAGAGAUAGACAGCGCUUCCAUGGUGCCGACUGACGCGUCAAUUGCUGAUGUACCAUUGGAUGAGCUUGAGCGGCCAUCUCUGGAUAUAGAGCACCAGAAUCUUGAGGACAUUGGAUUGGAUGACCUAACAAAGGUGGAAUCGAAUUCUGAAGCACUCCCUAAUCCUGAGGAGAUCGAUGACACCAACGAAGAAUUUAAUAACACAGAAGCUGCUAAAGCGUCCGAGGAGGCAUCGAACCCCACGUUGGCUCUGUUCAUGGCUGCAUGUCAGAAUGGUGACUUGGAGGGUGUCAAGUCGCUCAUUUCCAGCGGGGAAGUUUCAGCAUCUGACACUUUCAGCGAAGGAAUCACCGGUCUUCAUUGGGCUGCCAUAAACAACCGUAUCACCGUGGUCAAGUAUUUGAUGGAGAAUGAUCAUUCAAAAGCCGAUCCCAAUGCCUUUGGUGGAACUCUUCAUGCAACUCCACUUCACUGGGCAUGUAGAAACGGCUUGGUAUACGUGGUAGACUACUUUUUGAGCCAUACAGAUGCAGACCCUACUCUUGUGGAUUCCCAGAAGUACAAUGCACUCCAUCUUGCUGUGCACAGCUCGAACAUUACAUUGGUGGUAUAUUUAUUGUUAAACUGUGUUGUGGGAAAGAGAAAUAUUUAUAUUGACGAGCAAGAUGGGAUCCACUGUACCCCAUUGCAUUGGGCCGCAUAUCAAGGCGACAUUCUCACUGUGAAUGCGUUGAUCAAAUACGGUGCAGAUGUGAACAAAGUGGACAAAUCGCUCAUGACUCCAUUGCACUGGUCGUUUAUUCGAGGCUACAAGUCGGUAAUGUCUGCGCUUUUGGAGGCUCAAUCUGAUAUCUUUGCCAAAAAUGACAAGGGCAAAGACUCGUUUGCUGUAUCCAAAGAUAUGAACUGUGAAAACACAUGGUUACAGGUCUUAAAGGAGGCAGAUAGGGACCCAGCACUCAAUUGGCAGCCACGCCGUCACAUAAUCUCUGCCAAAAUAGCCAAACUCAUCACUUUCUUCACCCCUUAUGUGGUACUUCCAGUGGUUCUCUAUAUAUGCUCUUUCGCUGAGGGUCUUACUAUUCCAAAACUUUUCUUGUCUGGAUUGGUGAUCGCGGUGGCUGGCUUGAUCUUGGAAAAGCUUGUGGUUCCCACUUACAUGCUCAAGGAGAGGCCAAUGUUCAAAACACCGCUCAUGGCUGGAGUAUUUUCUGCCACUGCAUUUUGGGCGGUUCUUCUGUUGAUCGUCACCAUUAUUCCAUGGGUUUGGAAGAAAUUGUUCUUACAGAACGUCGUGCUUGCCAUCAUGAUUGGAAUCUUUUCCGCCACUUUCUUUAAGGCUAUGUUUAUUAAUCCGGGAUAUGUUCCUGAACCUUCUGACCCCGCCACCAUCCAAGAACAAGUCAAGGAUUUGAUUGCAAUUGGAAAAUUCGACACAGAGCACUUUUGUGUCAACACAUUUGUCCGAAAACCGCUCAGAUCCAAGUACUCCAAGUUCUGCAACAGACUCAUUGCCAGAUUCGACCACUACUGCCCAUGGGUAUACAACGAUAUCGGUGUUAGAAAUCACAAAUUGUUCAUGACUUUUGUGUACACGUUGACCAUUGCUAUUCCUCUCUUCAAUCAGCUGACCUCAAAGUACUUCGAGAUGAAGGCAGAGAAAUUGGGCUACGAGAGUGACUUUGAGAACAAGUGCUACUUGCUUUCUGAAAACCUUUGUGUGGGAUUCUACAAUAACCAUUUUCUCUUCAACUUGUACAUUUGGUGCUGGUUUCAGUUUAUGUGGCUUUCGUUUCUUUGCGUUGUCCAAACGUUCCAGAUCUUCAAGGGUCUUACUUCCUGGGAAUUUUCUUCUUUGAGCGAUAAAGUGUCGAGUCCCAAAUACAAUCACUCUACUGUUCCUAGAGAUUUCCAUGGACCAAAUGCUCCUCCAAUGUCAGAGCCUCCCAUGACACAUGCUCAUACACAUCGCCAUGGAUUCAGUACUCUUAUGAAGUUGAUCGGGUUGGAUCAGUUUUUCUUGACUUUGAAAUUAGCUGCGCUCUCUAUUUUUCAAAGAACUACUCACUCUCAGAGUUAUACAUCCAUUGACAACCUCGAUAUUCCAACAGAUUUUGGAUGGAAGCAGAAUUGGCUUGAUUUUUGGUUCAUUGGUGAUAUUGAGUGGAGGAAUUUACUCUUUUUGCCAAUCGAAGGAGAGAACAACUUGAAUGGCAAAGUGGUGGACUAUUACAAGUUGUACGAGUACCCACCCAAGGUAUCUGGCCCAGAGGUGGUAUAA